AUUUUUACGUUGUGACUAAGAAUGAGUUGAAUCAUCGCAGUACACUCUGUUACGAUCUGUUUUAAAUUUAUCAAAUAUAUUACUUUAUUUAUUUAUUUUUCACAUUUCUUUCUGCUAGUGCAUGUAAAAAAUAAAAUAAUAAUUUUUAAAAAGUCAGAUGGAAAGAAAAUAUCUUUCUCUGGUAAAUGACGUGUUGUAGAAGGGAAGGAAGAAAAACUAGACCACUUCUGAUCUGUAGGUUCACUAUCGCUUCAGACUGCUGUGUCGACGUCGCUGGAACACAGCUGCAGUGGAGAGACAGGGGGAAGGGACUUGACUGUCAGUCGGUGGAGGUGCGAGUAACCACAUUAACACAGACUGGGGAGACUGAGGAGGGUGCUGAACUCUGAGGUGCUGGUGGACAACCUAACUAACAGAAACUAGAACAAAGACUACAGAGUUUUACUAGAGGACAACCUAACUAACAGAAACUAGAACGAAGACUACAGAGUUUUACUAGAGGACAACCUAACAGACAGACUUGAGAGAGUACGUAGGCUACACUAGGGUGGAGGUCAAGGACUGUUUGAUUAUCUCACACACACAGAGAGAGAGAGAGAGAGAGAGAAAAUGGAGGUGGUUUUCAAGGAGGGGAUGCUCUACCUUAAGGGAAACAAGUUUGGAAAGAAAACGUGGAAGAAAAUAUGGAUGGUUCUCUACCCCCCUAGCGUUUUUGGCAUCGGUCGAGUCGAAUUUUACGACAUCCUUGACGGAGGCCACACGUCCACCGGCUCCAAAUCCAAGUCCGCCCAGAGUAGGAAGAUUGUUCAGCUGUGUGACUGCCUCAGUGUUACCCUGGUCCCAGACGAGAGCUACCCUCCAGCUCUCCCUAACGAUGACUGUAGAGCGUUCGACCUGAACACGACACAGAGAAGAUACAUCCUGGCCUCAGAGAACUACCAUGACUGGGUGGGGGCUCUCUGCCAACUAGCCUUCCAGAAAGAAUCUGGACACACAGAGAGAGGAGAGAAGGAGAGAGGAGGUGGGGUGGGGAUUCCCAUGGAGGAGAAUGAACUGUAUGCUACCUGGAAGACAGCCCAAUACCAGGUGACAGUUAAGACCAAUGAGGCAUCGAGGAGAUGUCAGCUGACAGGAAGUUACCUCCUCUUGCCAGAACGAGACGCCUUAUUGCUCCAGGACCUCCAGACUGGUGCGACCGUCUACUGCUGGCCCUACCACCUCCUACGACGCUUCGGACAGGUCAAGGGGGGCUUCAGCAUCGAGGCGGGCCGUCGCUGUAGCUCGGGAGAGGGUCAAUUCACCUUCCUGUCUAAGCAUGCUCCUCAGAUCUACAAGGCCAUGGAAGAUGCUCUUACCCUGCACAGCGAGAUGGAGAAUGAAGACACCAAAACCUCUAUCCAGCCUCCUAGCAACUCAUCCUCUCCACAACUUCCUCAUUCUUCCUCCUCUCCUCAUCCUUCACGUAACUCAUCGUCUCCUCAACUUCCUCAUUCUUCCUCCUCUCCUCAUCCUUCACGUAACUCAUCGUCUCCUCAACUUCCUCAUUCUUCCUCCUCUCCUCAUCCUUCUUGUAAUACCUCCUCCUCCUCUUCCCAUCACCCUCCUAUCAAACACAGAGUCCACACCCACCCCCGCACCGACCUAUCAGACAGACCCGCUGCCCCUCCUCUACCAAUGAGAAACAACCUCUUACCCAGCCCUCCAAUCAUAUCUCCUGUUACUGAACAGGUUCCGGGGCCUGAGCCAAUGGCUAACUCUGAUUGUGAUCUGUAUGCCACUAUAGAGGACAACCUACUCCCCAGAAUGAAACACCCGCCAGCCCCACUCAGGAUGCAGCACAGCCUGCAUCUCUAUGAUGAGGAAGAGGAGGAAGAGAGGUGUCACUCCCUGGAUACUGUCGACCUGAACAAACUGAGGCUGGGUACAGGGCUGGGGGUGGGCGUGGGAGAGGGGUCUACUUAUUAUAACCUGAGAAGGGGUAUUACUGGGAGGGCGGAGGAGGAAGAGGAGGAGGAGGAGGAGGAGGAGGAGAGGUGUCACUCCCUGGAUACUGUCGACCUGAACAAACUGAGGCUGGGUACAGGGCUGGGGGUGGGAGAGGGGUCUCCUUAUUACAACGUGAGAAGGGGUAUUACUGGGAGUGCAGAGGAGGAAGAGGAGGAGAGAGAGAGGGAGAGUAUGGUGGGUAGCUCACAGUGUAUCUAUGCUUUAGUGAGCAAGCCCUGUGAGACCCAGCCACUGCCUCUGGUCCGGUCCUUGCCUCAACCUCAAACCCAGUCCCGGUCUAUGCCAAACCUCUCCCGCCUGCAGGCCCAGGCCCAGCUACAGGGGGAAGAGGAGAUGGGCUCGGGGUGCUCCAUCACACCCAACCAGGACCCUAUCAGUUUUAAACAGAAGCUCUCUGACAUCCUGGGUAAAGAUCUGGCUAAGUUUCAGCAGCCCCAGCAGCCCUUAACCCCCCUGGCCACAGUGACACCAAGAGGCAGUGGAUACUAAUAUCUACUGUUACUGAAAGACUGUGACUGUUAUACCAGCUCUAUCAGGUCCAUCAGAAC
Molecule: messenger RNA, 2555 nt
Organism: Salmo salar (Atlantic salmon)
Lineage: Eukaryota; Metazoa; Chordata; Actinopteri; Salmoniformes; Salmonidae
Gene: dok3
Product: docking protein 3
Biological process (GO): cell surface receptor protein tyrosine kinase signaling pathway; Ras protein signal transduction; positive regulation of MAPK cascade
Cellular component (GO): cytoplasm
Source: RefSeq, a predicted model, not a curated record